AGUUUAGUAGUUUGUUCUCCCUCUUCGGCGAACGCCGCCCACCUCAAACCUGCGUUAUUCACGUAGGGUUUUUGGCUUUUCUCCCUUAACCCUUAUCAUCUGCUGAUCUCAUUGCCGUCCUCAUGACGUCGCCCCAGCCUGAGUCUUCCGCCAAUUCUGCCAUCACCAUGGAAGAUCUCAUGCAUGCUAUUCAUAAUCUGAGCAACGAACUUCAGGCCACCAAGGCGCAGGUUGCUGCGUUAUCUACGACCGACCCUCACACCGCCGCCGGAUGGCGCCCACCGGCUCGAACGGCUGGUUCCGGGGCCGCUGAGCCACUGCCGCGCAUGCGUGUGGAAGCGCCGCGCUUUAACGGUGAGGACCCCGGCGGUUGGGUUUUCCGAAUUCAAGCUUAUUUUGAUUACUUUGCCACUCCGGUGCAUGAACGGGUACAUCUCGUGGCCAUGUUAAUUGAUUCACCAGCCUCGGAUUGGUUUCGUUAUUAUCAAAAUAAUAAUUGUGGGGUGACGUGGGAGGCGUUCUUGGUCGCCGUCCGACAGCGUUUUGAUCCUGCUUAUUAUGAAAAUUACAUUGGGUCAUUGUCUAAGCUAUGCCAAACAACCACGGUUUUGGAGUAUCAAUCUGCGUUCGAAGCAUUGCUUAAUAAAGUCACGGGGGUUCCCGAGCCUACUUUAACUGCCAUGUACGUCGCCGGAUUAGCCCAACCAGUCCAGGGCGAGGUAAACCUACGGCAACCACGCUCCCUCCAGGAGGCCUUUGCUUUGGCGCGUGAAUUAUCAGCCUGCCACCAGACUCCUCCGCCGAAUGCACGUCGGACGUGGUCAGUUCGUCCAGCCGGUCCAGCCCCCACUGGGGCCACUUCAACUCCAGGGUCUGGUGCCACAUCACAAGCCAUUGGGGUCAAGCAUUCGGACAACAAACCCUCGUCUCAAUUACCCAUCGUACGGCUCUCUUCGGCUCAAAAAAUUGAGCGGAGCAAGAAGGGUUUAUGUUGGUACUGCGACGAGAAAUGGGUACCGGGGCAUCAUUGUAAGCACCGUUUUCUUGCGUUUAUGGGUCCCGACGACGACGAAGAGUUUUCUUCAACUGACCUUGAGGAUUCUACGCCGGACGAUUCACUCAUCUUUGGCGAUGUCUCGAGCCUCCAUUCCUUGGCAGAAUUACUCAAAAAAGAUGGGUUCCGGUGGAAUUCCGACGCCGACAGUAGCUUUGCACGACUCAAACAAGGCAUGGUUACGGCUCCAGUUCUUCGACUUCCAGAUUUUGCAGAGACUUUUUAUUUAGAGACCGAUGCCUCGGAUGUUGGGAUAGGCGCGGUACUCCUCCAACGAGGUCACCCCUUGGCCUUUUUCAGUAAAAAGUUGGGUCCCCGCCGUCGUUCAGCCUCCACAUAUCACAAGGAACUUUAUGCCAUAGUCGAAUCGGUUCAAAAAUGGCGUCAAUAUUUGUUGGGCCGUGAAUUUGUCAUCCGGAGUGACCAACGCAGUUUGAAGGAUUUACUAUUUCAGAUUAUACAAACGCCGGAGCAACAGUUCUAUAUUCGGAAACUCAUGGGGUUUUGUUUCCGAAUUGAAUACAAAACCGGGGCCUCCAACAAAGUAGCUGACGCUUUGUCCAGACGUGGAGAGGACGGGGAGUAUGCUGCAAUGUUUACCUCCUACGCCCAACCACUGCCGCAGCUCCUCCAGGAUAUCAAGGCCGAAAAUGAGUCUCUGCCCGAUUGUAAAGCCCUGUGCGCCGCUGUUCUGGCCGGAACUGGACCUGCCCACAUCUCCCUCCUCAACGGUCUCCUCUACUACAAACACCGGCUCCUGCUUAGCCCCAACUCCCCGCUCCGUGAGAAGCUUUUACAUGAAUUCCAUAGUACGCCGAUCGCCGGGCAUCAAGGCGUGGAACGCACUUUCAAACGAUUGGCCGCUGUAUUUUAUUGGCAGGGAAUGCGCCGUGAUGUCAAACGGUUUGUGGCGGCGUGUGUAGCCUGUCAAGCAACCAAGUAUUCCACUCAAAAACCGGGCGGCCUCCUCCAACCAUUGCCUAUUCCAGAGCGCGUGUGGGACUCGGCCUCGAUGGACUUUAUUACCGGUUUGCCUCCCUCACGCGGGUUUACAGUAAUUAUGGUGGUCGUGGACCGCCUGUCUAAAUAUGCACAUUUUGGCCUGUUACCUACAGGAUUUGACGCCCCCCGAGUAGCCCAAGUCUUUCUGGAGGUGGUCGUUAAACAUCAUGGAUUCCCCGGUGCCAUUUUUUCGGAUCGUGACUCCGUUUUUAUGAGUCUCUUUUGGCGAGAGUUGAUGAGGUUAAGUGGUACCUCGUUGAAAUUUAGCACCGCGUACCACCCCCAAACCGAUGGCCAGUCUGAGGUAAUCAACCGCGGCCUCGAACAGUACCUCCAUGCUUUUACUCACGAACGGCCUUCUCGGUGGGCAACCUUCAUUCCGUGGGCAGAAUUGGCUCUGAAUUGCAGUCACCAUGCGGGAAUCAACAUGUCCCCCUUCCAAGCUCUUUAUGGCAGACCCCCCCCCCCGAGCCUAUUUCCCACACUAUCCCUUCGAGCUCGGGUACCUGCGGUCGAAGAGCUAUUACAGGAACGUGCGGAGCUCUUAACAGAUUUGAAACACCACCUUGAACGGAUGCAGCAGCGUAUGCGCACCAGCGCCAACCAACACCGCCGGGAUGUUCAGUUCAACGUGGGUGAUCUCGUGCUCUUGAAGCUCCAAGAAUAUAGACAGCACUCCGUAGCCAAGCCACGAUCGGCCAAGUUAGCACGCCGAUAUUAUGGGCCUUUCGAGGUAUUGGAGCGCAUUGGCCCUGUGGCAUAUCGUUUGCGCCUACCGGACGGAUGCAAGAUACACGACGUCUUUCACGUCUCUCUCUUACGGCCUUUCAUCAAGGGGAGCGACAGUCCACCACCACCCACUUUGCCGUCGGAUUUCUACAAAGGCAAGGCCGUGGUGAUCCCCAUUUCCGCAGGACCAAGCCGGACAGUAUUGGUGGAUGGCCAGCCGCGGGAGCAGUGGUUGAUCCGUUGGUCUGAGCAUGACGAUGCUGACGUCACCUGGGAGGACGCUGAAGCCAUGCAACGCCACUUCCCUACUCUCGGCCUUGAGGACAAGGCCGUUCCCGACCCCAGGAGAGUUGACACGGCACUUACAGAGGCAAUGCCGCUCUCAGACAUAGAUCAAAAUACAGUUAAUUUUGUCCCAAAUUUUGACAAAUCACAAAAAGAGCCAUCUCUACCCCCUGCUAGAAUCCCGAAUCUGGUCCUGAAUAAUGCCUCUGGAAUUGAGGCACUUACAGAGGCAAUGCCGCUCUCAGACAUAGAUCAAAAUGAAGUUAAUUUUGUCCCAAAUUUUGACAAAUCACAAAAAGAGCCAUCUCUACCCCCUGCUAGAAUCCCGAAUCUGGUCCUGAAUGAUGCCUCUGGAAUUGAGGUAGGCAAGAGAACCAUGGAGCCUGACCCGGACGAUUGGGUGAUCGGGGCAGCGGAUGAACGACAAGAGAACCUGGAGGAUCCGGUGAUUGUGUCCAAUCCGUUGGGACACAGUCUAAGUCUCAAAUAUAUCUAUCCUGACUGUCCGCUAGUUGUGCAAGGGAAGAGCUUCCCUGCAAGUCUAAUCGAGCUCCCACAUCGAGAAUUCGAUGUUAUCCUGGGCAUGGAUUGGCUCACAGCCAAUCAAGCCGUUGUCGACUAUGGCGCCCAUACGGUACGGCUGAAAGCCGAAGAUGGUAGUGACGUGCUGAUCCGCGGAGAGCUUUUCCCGAAGGCUCCCCAAUUCAUCUCAUACAUGCAAGCUCGCCGCCUCAUACACAAGAAAUGCGAGGCCUUUCUAUGCACUGUCCGCGACACGCAGCUAGAGGCACCUGGACGAGAGGAAAUCCCUACGGUGUGCGAGUUCCCAGACGUAUUUCCCGACGAGCUUCCAGGACUACCACCCCCGAGGGAGCCUACCUUGCUCCAUGAGAUUGAGACAGCACAGCGCAGCGACGACUUCUGCAAGCAGACUUGUGAGCUCGCCUCUCGGGGCGAGAAACCUGAUUUCUCCGUGCGAGAGGAUGGAGUCUUGCUGUAUCGGGAUCGUGUGGUGGUGCCAGCAGGGGAAGUGUGCAUGGUCACAAAUAUCCCUCCACACAAUCUUGCAGAGGUUGUCGAUGCAAUGUCUUUCUAUAUUCUUAACCCUGAAGUAACGGCACUUACCGAGGCAAUGCCGCUCUCAGACAUAGAUCAAAAUGCAGUUAAUUUUUUCCCAAAUUUUGACAAAUCACAAAAAGAGCCAUCUCUACCCCCUGCUAGAAUCUCGAAUCUGGUCCUGAAUGAUGCCUCUGGAAUUGAGGUGUGCAUGGCCACAAAUACCCCUCCACACAAUCUUGGAGAGCUUGUUGAUGCAAUGUCUUCCUAUAUUCAUAACCAGAAGUAACGGUAAAAAUGAAUUCAGUUAUUUCACAUUGCUACGGUGAGAAUACUUCUCAUUGCCAUUUUGAGAUAUGUUAUUUCACAUUGUCAUUUCGAAAGUAUUUUAAUUCUGAUGGAGGUUCCUUUUUUGUUUUUCUAUUUGACUAUUUCCAUGCAAUAAAUUGCAAUCUAGCAGUCUCCUUUUUUCCCCAAAAAAGAAAAGCAGAUGCGUUUU
Cuscuta campestris is the source of this 4625-nucleotide messenger RNA. The record is from the annotation of a GenBank genome assembly. NCBI's taxonomy places the organism in Eukaryota, Viridiplantae, Streptophyta, Magnoliopsida, Solanales, Convolvulaceae.